Aspergillus nidulans FGSC A4 is the source of this 258-nucleotide messenger RNA. RefSeq lists its product as uncharacterized. The record is from RefSeq and is a predicted model, not a curated record. The transcript has 2 exons. The coding region runs from base 1 to 258 and encodes 85 amino acids. NCBI's taxonomy places the organism in Eukaryota, Fungi, Ascomycota, Eurotiomycetes, Eurotiales, Aspergillaceae.
AUGCGAUCCACCAAGCUUCUCCUCGGCAUUUUCCCCGCUGCCCUCAUGGCGUCACCCCUUGAGAUCAACAUGAUGGGUGUUGCGGCGAGUAAUGUUGACGUUACGGUCAAAUUCUGGGGCGGCGAUCUCUGUAAUGGCCCAGUUGACUCUGUCAGCCUUGUCGACUCCGGCUCCUAUCGAAGCCGAAUGGACAGCUUAAUGGACUGGGAGGAUCAUGAAUGUGGCACAAUGACUAGUUGGAAGAUUGACCAUAGCUAA